Molecule: messenger RNA, 265 nt
Organism: Gymnodraco acuticeps
Lineage: Eukaryota; Metazoa; Chordata; Actinopteri; Perciformes; Bathydraconidae
Product: sulfated surface glycoprotein 185-like
Exons: 2
Source: RefSeq, a predicted model, not a curated record
GCGCAGACAUGCUGUCUCUGGACGAGCCUCUGGACCUGAAGCUGCCCUCGGGGCGGACAGACGGACGCAUCACGCUAGGAAAGAGAACGUAUCCCUCCGCCAUCUGCAGGCCGAUCUGCUUCCCCUCGCCACCCUCCUCCCCAGAGUCGCAGUUCUCGCCUCAGGAUGGACCCUGCUGCAGUCCUCCAGCCGUGGACCUCCGCCUCGCCCCCCCCCCCCCCCCUCCUCCCCCCACAGCAGUCCCCGGCCUCACCUCUUCUCUCAG